AUGAGUGUGAACGAACAAAUCAGUCUUCCCUAUCAAGAAAUGAUGGAGAAACCUCUUCCAAUAGAAGGUGGUCCAAAACGUUAUUACACUGCAACAAAACCUCGAGAAAUAUUUGAAAUAUACCGUGACUCAAUUAUAGAACACAUUCGCAAGAAACAUCAUCAUGUAUCUAUUGAUAGUAACUUAGAACCAGCAGUCGGCUGUUUUCGUUCUCAUGGCUAUGGUGGUCAAUAUACUUUUGACUUAUAUAUUCGACGGCAAAUAAUACAACCGAUACAGUUAGAUUUAUCUGAAGGAAUUCCGAAAUCCGAAAGAGUUAGACACAAUUAUGAUCUAUCUCAAUAUGAAUAUGAAUGUCCUCAACAUCAAUAUACCACUCGAAUCAUUGAACGAAAACCAUUAAUUAUUUACAUUGAACAAUUUCUUACUGAAAAUGAAAUUCAACAUUUAAUUGAAUUAGCAGAACCAUUAUUUAAACCUACGAAAGUUUAUGAUAUAAACGAAAAAGUUUUCUCCGAUGAUCAUCCAACAUCAAGUUCAACAAAUAUCAAACGUCAUGCAACAUCUAUUGUGAAUUGUAUUGAACAACGAUUUGCUCAAUUUCAAGGUGAUAUGGAUGCAAAACGUAUUGAACCACUUCACAUAGUAAAAUAUACAUCUAAUCAACAGAUGAAACCUCAUUUCGAUUGGUUUACACAACCAAAUCUAUUAAAAAAUGGUGGUCAACGAAUAUCUACAUUUAUCACUAAUCUUCAAGCGAAUUGUUCUAUGGGUGAAACUGAAUUUCUUCAAAUACAAUUUAAUAAAUCAUUACAUGAGCAUUUUUGUGAUAUUUUAAUUUGUGAUGAUAAUUCAGACAAAUCUGAUAUUCGAUUUCGUCCAUUACCUGGAAAUAGUAUAUUCUGGUCGAACAUUAACGAAUUGAAACAAGUAGAACAUUUGACAUAUCAUUCUGGUCGUCCACCUGGUGAAAAUGGUUACAAGAUUGAAUUAAAUACUUGGACACGUGAAUCUUCAUAUUCAGUAUUACGUGAAAAAUGA
Messenger RNA from Adineta steineri, 1041 nucleotides. The record is from the annotation of a GenBank genome assembly. NCBI's taxonomy places the organism in Eukaryota, Metazoa, Rotifera, Eurotatoria, Adinetida, Adinetidae.